CUGGAAUCCGGGCUUCGGGCUGUGGACGUGCGCGGCGCGAGGCUCCCCGGGACUUUGGGCGCCGCUUCCGACGCCUGGGGUGAGUUUGGGAGCUGCUUCGAAAUAAAUUUUUUGCCCAGCCAUGUCGCCGGCUCCAGCUCCUGCCCAGGCUCCAGCAUUGAUCUCCUUGUUUGACCUCCACACGGAUGCUCCGGUGUUUCAGGGCCUGAGACUGGUGAGCCGCGCACCCGAGGAGGCUCUGGCCCAGGCUCUGAGAUCUUCCUGUCCAGAUUCAGAGGAGAGAUCAAGCCCAAAAAGAAAACCUCUGAAUAUUUCAGAGAAGUUAUUUUGCUCAACCUGUGACCAGGCUUUCCAGAAUCACCAAGAACAGAGGGAACAUUAUAAGCUUGACUGGCAUCGAUUUAACCUAAAGCAGCGUCUCAAGGACAAACCCCUCCUGUCUGCCCUGGACUUUGAGAAGCAGAGCUCGUCAGGAGAUCUUUCCAGCAUCUCAGGAUCAGAAGACUCAGACUCAGCCAGUGAGGAAGACUUACAGAUACCGGAUGAGGAGAAGCCAGAGUUUGAGAAUUCUAACCGACCGCAAGGCUUCCACCCACAUCGGGUUCUUUUCCAGAAUGCCCAGGGCCAGUUUCUUUAUGUCUAUCGCUGUGUCCUAGGCCCUCGCAAGGUGCCGGCAGAGGAGCCGGAAGUGCUGCUUCACAACCUGCAAAGUGGAGGUCCCAGGUGCUGCGUGGUGCUCAUGGCUGCGGCUGGGCACUUUGCUGGUGCCAUUUUCCAAGGAAGAGAAGUGGUGACACACAAAACUUUCCACCGCUACACGGUGCGGGCCAAGCGGGGCACCGCCCAAGGGCUUCGGGAUGCCCGGGGGGGGGCUUCUCGCUCUGCUGGAGCCAACCUGAGACGCUAUAAUGAAGCCACGCUGUUUAAGGAUGUUCGUGACCUGCUGGCAGGGCCAGGCUGGGCUAAGGCGCUGGGGGAGGCUGGGACAAUACUGCUUCGUUCACCCCGCUCUGGUCGGUCCUUGUUCUUCGGAGGCCCUGGGGCACCCCUGCAACGGGGGGAUCCCCGACUUUGGGAUAUCCCCCUCACUACCCGCAGACCCACCUUCCGAGAGUUACAGCGAGUGCUCCAUAAGCUGACCACCUUGCAUGUCCAUGGAGAAGAUCCUCGAGAGACAGUCAGGCUAGGCUCACCUAAGAUCCACUGGAAGACAAUGAAAGAGAAGAAGGAGGCUAUCAAAGAAGAAAGAAAGAUCCCCGGUGGUGAAAGCGAGGCACGGGAGCAGAAUGAGGAAGCUCCUCAACAGGGGUCAGGGUCAGAGGAUGACUCCCAGGUGGAACUGGAACUAGUGGAAUUGACGCUGGGGACUCUGGAUCUUCGUGAGUUUGAAGUGUUGCCCAAGCGGAGGAGGAGAAAAAGAAAUAAAAAGGAGAGAAGCCAAGACCCAGAGGCUGGGGCACUGAAGACUCCUCCCCAGAAAUGUCAAGACGACAAUGCCUUGUCACAGUCGCCUCAGGCCCAGGCAGCUUCUUUGGGCUCCUCAUUGGAUGAAGCUGGGGCCCCUCGUCAGCCAGAGCUCUGGGACAUGCUUCUAGCUGCUUGCCGAGCUGGAGAUGUUGGGAUGCUGAAGCUGCAGCUGGCGGCCAGCCCCGCGGACAUGCAAGUCCUGUCUCUGCUCAGCGCUCCUUUGGGCUCCAGCGGUUUCACACUCUUGCAUGCAGCAGCUGCAGCCGGGAGAGGCCCCGUGGUUCGUCUGCUGCUGGAGGCAGGUGCUGACCCCACUGUGCAGGACUCCCGGGCCCGGCCACCAUAUGUGGUGGCAGCUGACAGAUCGACACGUAAUGAGUUCCGCAGGUUCAUGGAGAAGAGCCCAGAUGCCUGGGACUACAACAAGGCUCAGGUGCCGGGACCACUCACACCAGAAAUGGAGGCACGGCAGGCUUCGCGCAAAAGGGAGCAGAAGGCUGCCCGGCGGCAACGAGAAGAACAGCAACAAAAGCAGCAGGAGCAGGAGAAGCGAGAACAAGAGGAGCAACAGCGAUUUGCUGCCCUCAGUGACCGUGAGAAGAGAGCUCUGGCUGCAGAGCGCCGACUAGCUGCCCAGUUGGGAACCCCGCCUCCUGCGAGCCCCGGCUCUGCCACGAUCAGCGAUGUUCGACGCUGCUGGAGCUGUGGGACAUCCCUCCAAGGCCUCAUUCCCUUUCACUACCUAGACUUCUCUUUCUGCUCCACACGCUGCCUCCAGGAGCAUCGCUGUCGAGCUGGGAAGUCUUCUUCCUGAUCUCACAGAACUAGCUGGGCCAAGUCUAGGUUCUGGGGCACAUCACACUGGCCUGAGUUUCUUCUUCCCCACAAGACCAGAGCGGGUGGAAGAGAGGGUGAAGAACACUCGGGAACCAGGGCAAAGUCAGGGCCACAGAGUAUGUGGAGCUGGUACUGUCUCUGGAACUUUAAUCACAAUAAAGUUUGGCAAGGAA
Molecule: messenger RNA, 2477 nt
Organism: Condylura cristata (star-nosed mole)
Lineage: Eukaryota; Metazoa; Chordata; Mammalia; Eulipotyphla; Talpidae
Gene: ANKZF1
Product: ankyrin repeat and zinc finger domain containing 1
Exons: 14
Coding region: 122-2281 (719 amino acids)
Molecular function (GO): protein binding
Source: RefSeq, a predicted model, not a curated record